GGGGUACAUGCCCCGGGGAUCUAUGCGUAGUAAACAGUGACUUCACUUUCUCCUGACAACCAUCUUCUCACUUUUUCUCGACAACAUACCUCCAUUGAGGAGCCAAUCCUCGAACUGACCAUCUUGUUCCAAGAGAAAUACACGGCGAAGCGGCUUACUGGGUUGAGUAUAACGGAAAACUGUACUGGAAACAGCAUUUCACCCUUCCGUUCUCUUCAAACUCUCUCAUCAGUUGCCACUAUCACUGAGUGGCACCUCAACUUUUCGCGUUACACAUAAAAACGGUCACCCCAGCAACCUCCAACAAACACCCACAUUUCUUCACCUCAUCAGCAACCCCAACCUAAACUCGCGGAGAAGCACCACCAUCAUGGCGCCCUCACUGCCAUCUCCCAUCCCCAAAACCCGCAUCGGCGGCAUCCCCGGCGUCGACCGGGGCCGCAGCCUCUUCUCCACGGAGCGCUUCGGCGCCGGCGAAACCAUCGCCAUCAUCGACAACCCCUUGCUCGCUCUCCCAGACGACGCCAACAUGCGGACGACCUGCAACUACUGCCUCUAUGUCAGCGGGACGAUCGAGUUCGAGGGCGAUGUGGAAGCGGGGGCCAGGACGUGCAAGGCGUGCACGGGCUGCAAGGCGGCCGUGUACUGCAACGCCGAGUGUCAGCGGGCGCACUGGAAGCUGGUGCAUAAGGCCGAGUGCAAGAUGUUCAAGCGAAUCAAGGAGCGGACGGGCAAGGACUGGUUGCCAACUCCCGUGAGGGCGGUGGCGCAGGUGAUGCUGUUGUUGAAGGCUGGGGAUGAGGAGACUGUCAAGGCGUUUGGGCCUGGUGGUACGUUGGAGAGUAAUGUGGAGGGGUUCAAGACUGAUGAGGGCUUGUGGGGUGAUUUCGAAUUACAGGCUACGGGGGCGGUGGUUUAUGCGGGCUUGUUGCAGAGUGAUGAGACGUUGAAGCAGGCUAUGGAGGUUUUGUGCAAGAUCCAAACGAAUGCGUUCAACAGGUUUGACGCCGACACGGGACAGGCGGGCAUCUACCUUCACCCAAGUCUUUCUAUGGUCAAUCACUCUUGCGUGCCAAACGCUUACAUCACUUUCGAGAAGCGCAAGGCCGUUCUCAAGGCGGAGAGGGAUCUUGAACCGGGCGACGAGAUUCUGAUUUCAUAUAUCGAUCACACUAUGCCUCGCCGUGCAAGGCAAGAGAGUCUUCGACUCUAUCACUUCCAGUGCAAUUGUAUUCGUUGCAAAGACGAUUUGAAUGCCUACGAAGUGAUCCAGGCUUGCGGGGUUUCUCCGGGUGUCAAGUGGCUAAAUUCCUCCAGUUUCCAGCCGGAUGUCGCCAGCCUGGUUCCUGCUUACAUCGAAAGGUCAAAGACAGUACCAAAGUCAAAGAUUGAGGAAAUACACUGGAAGUGUAUGGAGUUGACUUGCAUUGUUCAGGGGGAUCCUAUGGAGAAUGCGCGAGCCCAGUGGGAACUUUGCAAACCUCUCAGGGACGCCCAGCUGUGGGCUCUCGAUCCCCUUCCUCCCACGAUUCUCAGGAUAGCUACCAUGCUGGGUUCUAAUCGUACUACGCUAGCCAAGGCGCUUCCUCUGCACUGCUUCAUGGCGUUGGAAUGCUACCCCUUCAAGUACCCGGCAUCAUUCACGCCUUUCAGGGUCAAAACACUGAUGACAAUUGCAAAGCUCCUGUCCGCGGCGGGAGAUUUGACCUAUAGCGGCGAUCUUGCUCGGUACUGCGACCACGAGGGUGUCAUUGGGGUUCUGGCAACCGCCGACAUAGUUUCUUUGACCGAGGUCAUCCUUCGGCUGGUCAGGCAAAACGGCGUCAUAGGGGGUGUGGCAUCGUGGGACGUCUUAUUCGGAACCAAAGAAAUGUUGCGCGACAUCGGAGAUCUGCAGGAGCGUGACGAGAAGGACGCCGCUAUGGUUAAGCAUUGGGCAAACAAUUUGCAAGAUCCUGUGAGCAAAGCUUUCUGGGAGAACGUUGUGCUCAAGCCGAUCACACAGCUCGCGAGUUUCGCAAUUGAGAUUAUCGAGGCUGAACUGGGAGGCAACAAGAGUCUGGCUCGGAAGUAAGCCCGAAAAAGAAAAUCAAAGAUAUUUCAAGUCCUUUCC
Neurospora hispaniola is the source of this 2113-nucleotide messenger RNA. RefSeq lists its product as uncharacterized. The transcript is spliced from 3 exons. The record is from RefSeq and is a predicted model, not a curated record. Gene Ontology annotation, molecular function: protein binding. Lineage: Eukaryota; Fungi; Ascomycota; Sordariomycetes; Sordariales; Sordariaceae. Gene Ontology annotation, cellular component: nucleus. Bases 371 to 2074 code for a protein of 567 amino acids.